This is a messenger RNA of Acanthopagrus latus (yellowfin seabream), 2066 nucleotides long. It is a transcript of the gene pglyrp2, whose product is annotated as peptidoglycan recognition protein 2. NCBI's taxonomy places the organism in Eukaryota, Metazoa, Chordata, Actinopteri, Spariformes, Sparidae. The record is from RefSeq and is a predicted model, not a curated record. The transcript has 5 exons. Gene Ontology annotation, biological process: detection of bacterium; defense response to Gram-positive bacterium; peptidoglycan catabolic process. The coding region runs from base 510 to 1961 and encodes 483 amino acids. Gene Ontology annotation, molecular function: zinc ion binding; N-acetylmuramoyl-L-alanine amidase activity; peptidoglycan immune receptor activity.
AGAUGGUAAACAUUAACCACAAAUCUGCUUUGUCUUUCACGUCACUUGUUUUUAUUGAAUGGCAUAUAUACAAAAGUAGCUGUAUAGGGCAGUAUAACUCAUGGAGAAAGAGUGAUACAACCAAAUACAAUUAGAAAAGGCCCAUACUGUAUUUGUUUCUGUGUAAUAAUCCUUUCACAGAGGCACAGACUUUGUUUUGCUCACACACUUUAACUUACUGUAGGAUAAAUCAAUAUUUGGAGUCAUCAGUGUACAAAGAGUUCUCAUCCCUACCGGGACAAACAUUGCAGUCACAGCACAAAUACACCUACACAACUCCUCUCAGAAGUCGUGGGGAGCACAACUGAGCUUUUCAGUUUACGUUUUUGGAAAGCUUGCAAGUUGGUUAUAGACAUUCCUUCAGAUCUCACCUUUUCCUUGUCUUUUGUUCAUUUAGCUUGGAGAAAUCCUAAAUCUGUUUUUCAGUUUUACACAAAAAUUGGGGAUUUUUUUUUGAAGCAACAGGCAACAUGACCCCAUUUGGACUGGGGUUGUUUUUCAUCCUGGGUUUAUCCUACUUCAUGACUAUUUAUAGCAGGCCGGCAGGUGUCCACCUGCGUAACAUGGACAGCUUCGUCCGAGCUGUUCAGCAGGUUGAAGACUCCAACCCUGGGCUGUCCCCCCUGGCUCUGGUCAGGGCCCUGCGGAGGACCGCUGGCCACGAUGAUCCAAUGACCAUCCAUUUCUUGGGUUCAUCAUAUAAUCUCAGUGAUGCUGAGGUCCUAGAGACAGCCAUUCUCAAUGCCUCAUCUUUUAGCUUCUUUGACAAGGCUAUCCACCACAUUGUGACGGAUUCCGGAGAAGAAAGAGGGGUGGUCCUCGCUCCAGAUGGCACCACGGUAGCUCUUGCACCCUUACUUCUGGGUAUCGAAACAGGACUGAAAGCCAAGAUGGAGGGAACUCCAGCUGUUGGACUCUUCCAUCUCACCUUAGGAAGGACACUGGGCCUGUCCUUCCAAAGUCUGCAGGACAUCCCUGUGUCUUUUCGCUUGGGCCCCAAUGGCUGCUGGGACAAUGUGGACCACCCUAAGAUGUUCAGGCUGUAUCGACCUGCCACUCUGGCCACUGAUGCUGUUAUUAAUGGAGGCAUGGAUGGAGUUAUACUGGGAAUGGACCUCAGCAACCGAUCUGCACAUGAACAGCCGCAGGCCCUCAGCGAGAUUUUGAAAGGAUACUACAGUUUUACUCUGCAUGAGGGGCAGGGACUCGAUGCUGUGACUAGCCAUGUUAGUCCAAGGCGAAGGGAGAUCUCUAGAUCCAUUCUGGAGCCUCUGGAUCUUCACAGUCAGGUGAUGGAGGCACUGAAAUUAGUCUGGAAGCUGGAAAAGACAGAAUGGAUUGCUCUGGACACUGGAGUGGGGAAGGCGGUGAAGGAUGGAUUGCAGACAUUUGUACACAAAUACUGGGACUGCCCUCAAAUCAUCCCUCGUUGUCAGUGGGGGGCAAAGGCCUCCCAGGGUACACCUAUCCCACUGUCUCUACCCCUCCAGUUCCUCUACGUUCACCACACGUAUGAGCCAUCCUCGCCCUGUUUAUCCUUCCCAGACUGCUCUCGUGACAUGAGAUCCAUGCAGCGUUUCCACCAGGAAGAUCGCGGCUGGAGUGACAUAGGAUACAGCUUUGUUGUUGGCUCUGAUGGUUACAUCUACGAGGGCAGAGGUUGGAGACUCCUCGGCACACACACCAGGGGGCACAAUAGUAUCGGGUAUGGUGUGUCCAUCAUCGGUAACUACACCACCACCCUGCCUUCUCGCUAUGCUAUGGAUCUGCUGCGCCAUCAUCUCGUCAAAUGUGCAGUAGAUGGAGGAGGACUGGUUGCUAACUUCACCAUCCACGGACACAGACAGGUGGUAAACUACACCACCUGCCCUGGAGAGGCCUUCUUUUCAGAAAUAAGAAGCUGGGAACACUUCAGGGAAUGACAGGAUUCUUAAACACCAUCACUGGAUCUUCAGGGAAACAAACUCCCUACAAACAGAAGAACAAAGACACUGGCCACCUGUAAUAAAAGUGAUUGUUUCUAAAAA